This is a messenger RNA of Betta splendens (Siamese fighting fish), 3707 nucleotides long. RefSeq lists its product as uncharacterized. The record is from RefSeq and is a predicted model, not a curated record. Bases 1901 to 2755 code for a protein of 284 amino acids. The transcript has 7 exons. Lineage: Eukaryota; Metazoa; Chordata; Actinopteri; Anabantiformes; Osphronemidae.
GCUUUUCCUCGUUACAGCUGUUCAGCGAAGAGAACGAACACUGUCACCUCCACAGAGACAACCUGGAGAGGAGCGGAUGAGGGAGGUGUGGGUGUAUUCAUCCUGAGCUUCGUCAGUACAGAUGAGAACUCAUAGAUGGAGUUCAUUCCUUUUAUAAUGGGCUACUGAACGAGGUGAAGGUUGUUUUAUUGUGCCGUCGUUUGCACAUCGCGUAGUUGUGCCUGCAGGCCUGAAGGAAGAACGUUCAGACUGAAGGGGGUACAAAUGAACCCCAAAGGGAUACGAGCUGCCGUGGGAUGUAACUAUUUUACAUCCUUCCAGAAGUUGAACGGGAAUUUUACACAGCCUAGAUGGGAAAAAAACAUUGGUAUGAACAGGAUAUGAUAAAACAGAUUCAAAUGACACAAAGCAGCCUUUACACAAAGCCAAGGACACAUUGAGAACAUGUUAUUGGCAUACAGUAUAUUAUGACUGAAUUCAACAAAAAGACAAAACAAAACAUCUCUGUCCUUCCCAGUUAAUGGGAACUUGUUUAUGGAUCAUCUGUUUCUUUGUUUAGCUAAUUUAUAACAAACCACAUCAGUAGAGCCAAUGUUGUGAAGCAUAUUUUGUCCUUCAGUUUUUCUUUUAAAGAAAAGGUAAAGAUGAAGAAUUACGAGUUCUGCACUGUUGAAUAAAUAAUCUCCUGCAGACUUACAGUAAUUUGCUGCAGGCUUUGCCAUUAAUUAUUGAGCAAUAUUUUUGCUUAUUGAAUCUAUUGUUGAAUAAAUAAAGAAAACACGUAGACAAUCGAGCCAGAUGCUGAAGCCAGGAAUGAGACGCUGCCAUUACUCUGCCAGGUUCUCAGUCUCUCACAAACACGUGCUGUAAAUACCUCAGGUUGAUGCCAGAGCGCUGGAAGGUUACCUGGAAGCCACGCGCUUCUCAGAUCUCAGUAAAGGACACGGAGGAUGGAAGCACCUUCAUGAUGAACAGACUAAUGUGCCAAAGCACAGGUGAGCGCUCCGCUUCAAGCUCACUAUUUGGCCUCAAAGAGGAGCGUCGGGCUGCAUGAUAAGCAAAGCCAUUUCCCCACUCGGCCCUUUCCCACGAGCUGCCGCUGUUAUCUGUGUGUGUGUGUGUGUGUGUGUUAUCACUGGCUGCCACUGUGCCGCGAAUACCAAGAACACAGCACCGCGUUCAGCGCCGACGAGCUGCUGUCUGGCCCCCUCCUCUCCGUCCUACGGCACAGCCACUGUUUAUUUGAGUGCAAUUCAUUUCAGUUCCGUUUAUGUAUAGAGCAUCGAGUCAUCCGCUAACAGGGUGUUAUUACCUCAUUCAUGCAGUCCAGAGGAAAUGCCUCUGAUGAUGAUCGUCUCACUCACCUGUCAGCCUCACGCAACCCAAGUCUACAAAGCAUUUUGAAUAGCCCCAUUUCUUCUGCCACCUCAAUGAUCAGACUAAACUUAAAAAAACUAAACAAAUAAAAGUGGUUCAGAUUUGGUCUGGUAGUAGUCUGUGAUGCUCUAUAUAUGAUUACCUUUAGCUUGCAUUUAAAUAAUCUAAUUAUAUUAUAUUAUAAUAAUAGAUAUAUUAUUAAGUUGACGUUUACGUUCUGUGGAAGGUGCUUUGGUACUUCGAAGUAAAAUGAACGCACAUUGUUUGACAACAUAUUGUAGCCGCCAUGUCAAUCAUUAAAUGCAGGGGUAGGACGUCACACGCCGGGUCACUGUGUGGCGGAGCUCCAGCUCCACCUGGUGGCCACAUUCAGUAGGUGCGUCUGACAGAGCGAAGCGCCUGCUCCGUUGGGCCCGAUUCUGAUCCUCCGCCAAGUUGAGCUACACGUCAGUGGUGAACGUGUACUGGUGAGGGGACGUGUGCAGUCCGCGUCGGGCGGUUCCCGGAUGCGCCGAACAGAACCAUGGAGCGAGUGGUGGCGGAGGUGCCGAUCAACAGCGGUUUUUCCAUUGCCGGCUCCUCCAUGACGCCACGGAAGCGACAGGUGCGUUUUUCUGCGAGGCAUGAUAUCAUCCUUUUGCGCGAGGUCAUCGCUCAGAACCCCUUUGGAACCAAGGAGCCAGGGCGUAUCUGGGCACGUGUGGGCGAGAUUAUCACAGCAGCGCUCCAAGAUGAGAACUUCGAGGUGGACGCCAGGAGGUGUAGGGAGAGGACCAUGCUGCUGCUGGAUUACUACAAGAAGCAAGACUUCCCCAGUUUACGCAGGUUUGGAACCGAGAGGUUGUACGCACAGAAAGAGGAUCUGCUCCACGAGGUUUUGGAGCUGGAGGCCGAGAAAGGGCUCCUGGCCAGCAGCGAAGGAGCCAAGUACCAGUUUAUUUUCAAGGAUGAUGAAAUAAGAAAGCGAACUAUAGAAGAGCUGCCAGCAGAAGACAAACCCAUCGUCUGUAUUUCACAAACACUCACCGCAGGUAAAACUGCUUCAACACAAUGGACAGUUUUAAAACCAGAAGAAGACCGUGAGGAAAUGGCUGAGAUGUCAGCGGCGCCGACAGCCAAGCGGCCCUGCCAGUGCUGCUGCCAGACGUACUCGGAGAUUCUCAGCUUCCUGGAGAAACGCUCGGAGGCAGAGCAACGGCUCCGAGAGGAGGAGCUCUCCCUGCGUCGAGAGGAGCUGGAGAUUCAGAGGAGUAAGAUUGCUUUGGAAAGGGAACGUCUGGGAGCUGAGAGAAAAGAAAAGGAGAGGAGGUUUGAGCUGGAGAGCCAGGAGAGGCAGGUGAUUUUGGACCUGCUGAAGGAAAAGGUGCUAAAAGGCUGAUAAGGACGGCUGUAUAUUAAUGGUUUGCUUCAAAAGGUGAAAUCAUGAACUAUGAAAGAUGUUUUUUUCUGCUAAAAGGAGGAAGGAGAACAAAGAAACAGAAGUGAAAAGAUCAAUGGUUGGUAAUUUUUACAUCCAGCUUGUUGACUCUGUAAAGCAACCAAACAAGCCAGAUUGACAGGACAGUGACAUUUAAACUGCAGGGCAGUAUAACAGGAUACGCAGCUGUCUGGAUGGUAGCUAAUAAAACCAGUAAGUGAUUUGUGAAGCUAGACUGUGUGUCUUAAGCAGAAAGUUGGAUAUAUUUAAAUGCUAUUAUAUUUAUAUUUGCGUAAACAUGCUGCAGUAAGCUGACCUAUACACUGUACAGAAAUCCAAGUAGAUACAUGCUGUGCUUUACUCCUUCAAUGAGGAUUUAAAAAUACCGGUACUGUAGCUACUGCUGUCUCACCCGAUUUAAUGGAAUGUAUUAAAUGGUGUGAGCCAAAAGCCGUCAACAGUAAUCCUGUGUUCCAGAGUGGUGUGUUAUACAAAGUGGAUAACUGCCAGCAGCAGUGCAACUUACCAGUCCUGUUCACUGGGAAAAUAAAUGUAUGAUGCCAGGAUAACACAUCAUAGAGUAGUUAGGGAAAGCUGCCUAAUGCCUGAUUAACACUGUAGCAUCUGUCAACUGUAUUAUGUAAUCGUGUACUUUUUAUAUUGCUAUAAAACAAUCUAUGCAAACAGCCCCAGUCUAAGUUGCUACAUCCAGGAACAUUUGUCUCCUUAAAGGUUAUAUUAGGUGCAAAUGUAUAUAACUGUGAGUGUAUGGGUGUUGUUUGCUGGUUGAUCCACUAGGUCAUACUGUCACAAAUGUACUGUACCGUUUGUAGUGUUAUACACACAAUGACAGAUAACAAAAACAAAUACUUUUCCAGAACAAAUCAAUAAAGUUACAGUGUUGAUACGUAUU